Plodia interpunctella (Indianmeal moth) is the source of this 6447-nucleotide messenger RNA. It is a transcript of the gene aralar1, whose product is annotated as aralar1. Gene Ontology annotation, molecular function: calcium ion binding; L-aspartate transmembrane transporter activity; L-glutamate transmembrane transporter activity. The transcript has 15 exons. NCBI's taxonomy places the organism in Eukaryota, Metazoa, Arthropoda, Insecta, Lepidoptera, Pyralidae. Gene Ontology annotation, biological process: malate-aspartate shuttle; L-glutamate transmembrane transport; aspartate transmembrane transport. The coding region runs from base 429 to 2237 and encodes 602 amino acids. The record is from RefSeq and is a predicted model, not a curated record.
UCCGGAUUAUUCACUGCCGGGCGGAGAUGAUCAUGAGCUCUUUGCGUGGUCAACUAAAAUAGAUUUUGUAAUAUUUAUACGUAUUGUGACGUGUUAUCAAGGCAAACGAACUUUACACAUCCAUCGCUGAGUUAAACAAUAUAUUUUUUGUUUAAAAAGACGUUGUUAAUUACCGAAAAUCAUUGUAAUGUUUAAAUCCUUGUUGAGCUCUUUAUUAACGCAGGCCAGUUGUCAAGAGGUGGGGGGCUGGUUAUUUAAAAAGGGCUGACACAGACAAGCUCCAUGAAAUAUUUCUGAGUUACGCCACAGUCGAGAAAAAUGGAGAAAGGCACAUCACUAGCGAGGACUUUGUGCGCAAAUUCCUUGGACUGUUCCCUGAAGAUGACUACAACAAGCAGUCAGUUGAGCUUAUCGCCGGCAUCGUGGACAUGGACAAAGAUGGCUUCAUAUCAUUCUCCGAGUUCCAAGCGUUUGAGGGUCUGCUGUGUGUGCCUGACGCGUUGUACAAGACUGCGUUCCAGCUCUUCGAUACUAACGGAAAUGGUCUCGUCGCAUUCGACGAGUUCGCUGAAGUCAUGCGCAAGACGGUCCUCCACAAGAAGUUGCCGUUCAACAUGGAGAGCACGUUCGUCAGACUGUACUUCGGCAAGGAUAAAAAGCGGCUAGUCACAUAUCAGGAAUUCAGCCAAUUCCUCCACGACUUCCACGAGGAGUACGGAGUGGAGGCUUUCAAGAACAAAGACAAAGAUGGCACCGGCUUUAUCAGCGCCGGAGACUUCCGCGACAUCAUGCUGUCGAUCAAGAACCAUCUGUUGACCAAGGAGCUCAAGAACAAAGUCAUAAGUGCAUCAGGUUUCCCACAAGGCGAGCGUAAAAUCAGUUUCCCUUACUACAUGGCCUUUAUCUCACUACUCAACAACAUGGAAUUGAUAAAACGAGUGUACCUCAACGCGACCAACGGUCAUCGAACCCAGGAAGUGACGAAGGAGGAGUUCCUUCACUCAGCGCAGAUGAUGAGCCAGAUCACUCCGCUUGAGGUCGAAAUUCUGUUUACACUGUGCGAAAUGCUACAUCAUACUAACGGCCGGAUCAUCUACAAUGAUCUCAACUCGAUCACGCCUGAGCAGUACUUCAAACAAGUCACAAGACGAGUCGCCGAAAUCAAAGCGGUCUCGAGUCCGGAAGAAAGAGGUGUCCUCAUUCAGAUAUUGGAAAGCACAUACAGAUUUACCCUCGGUUCUAUCGCUGGUGCCGUGGGUGCGUCUGCAGUAUACCCCAUAGAUUUAGUCAAAACCCGAAUGCAGAACCAACGAACGGGCUCGUUCAUCGGGGAAGUGGCAUACAGAAACUCCAUGGACUGCUUCAAGAAGGUUAUAAGGCACGAGGGAGUGUUCGGGUUGUAUAGGGGACUAGUUCCACAACUUAUUGGCGUAGCACCUGAGAAGGCUAUCAAACUUACGGUUAAUGAUUUAGUGCGAGACAAACUGAUGGACAAGAAUGGUAACAUCAGUAUUUGGGCAGAAGUGUUGGCCGGUGCGUGUGCCGGCGGAUCCCAAGUAGUGUUCACGAAUCCGUUGGAAAUCGUCAAAAUCCGUCUCCAAGUGGCCGGAGAGAUCGCGGGCGCCAGCAAAGUCAGGGCGUGGUCCGUUGUGAAGGAUUUAGGGCUGUUUGGCCUUUACAAAGGCGCGAAGGCAUGUUUACUGAGAGAUGUGCCUUUUAGCGCUAUUUACUUCCCUGCGUACGCGCAUGUUAAGGCGAAGUUCGCCGACGAGAACGGCUACAACCACCCGCUGUCGCUGCUGGCGGCGGGCGCGGCGGCCGGCGUGCCCGCCGCGUCGCUCGUGACGCCGGCUGACGUCAUCAAGACCCGGCUGCAGGUGGUGGCGAGGACGGGCCAAACUACCUACAACGGUGUCAUCGACGCCACGAAAAAAAUUUACGCGGAAGAAGGCGCGAGAGCUUUCUGGAAGGGCGCUUUAGCGCGCGUGUUCCGCUCCUCGCCACAGUUCGGUGUUACGUUAGUCACAUAUGAAAUUCUGCAGCGUCUGUUCUACGUCGACUUCGGUGGAUCCCGGCCCACUGGAUCCGAGUUGCACGUAGCGACGCCGAUCGAAGAGCAGAAGAAGAAGGCGGACCACAUCGGCGGCUACCAGGUGGCAAUGCCGGUUCUAACCGGUUUGGAGACUAAAUUCGGCAUCAGUCUGCCCAGGUUCUCAUUCGCUAAGCCUGCACAAUAAUAUAGGUAAUGUACAGUGUUUUAUGAAACGUAUACGGCAAAAAAAAUUUUUUUAACCCUUCGAUCCCGGAGAUAAUAAAAAUAAUUCAACAUAGGAUCGCGUCAGAUCGGGCCGCGCGGGAAUUGAUAGGUUAAACCAGAAACUAGUGUCUGACUUAAAACUGUUGGGAUUUUUGGGCGAAACAAAACUUAUGUGGCUUAUUCGUUAACCAUCUUAUAUAGAAUAUUGAUGGUGUUUAUUAAAGAAAAAUAUUUUUUUUGUCUUCACAUGAUGCCGGGUUAAUGCUAUCCGCGAACAGUUUGCCGAACUUUGGCGAAUUCGGUAUACAUUGUUGAUAUCAAUGGGGUUAACUAAAUCACACACAAAUAAUAUAAAAUACGCAAUGUUCAUGCAUUCGCGUCGGCAUCUGUCCCGAGUUCGACGAUAGUGUGAAGCCUAGGUACAUUAGAUAUCUAUUAAUGUAUAAAAAAAAACUAGUAACGACUGCUUUAAAGUUGUGGCUGAACUGGGCGAAACUGAAACUAUACCAGAUUGUAACGAAUUUCUGUCAGCUACUCCUAAAAUUGCAACAAAUCGAUUGAUUUUGGAUACGUAAAGCUGCGCAGGAUUAGCUACUAUUAGUGUACAUGCGAACUUGGGUCUACACCGCGACAAUAGUGACCAAUUCGCAAUCGAUUUCGUUGACUUGAUGUGUUGCCGACUGUACACAAAUGUCCGUAAUCUUUUUGUUGAUCUAUGAAUCUGACGCAGUAAAAGAACGGCAACUUCCUCGAGGAACCAAAAACUGCAAAUAUCUUUAUUGUAAACAUCAGACCGCCUAGGUCAUUCAGUGAGCUUGGGCAGUUAUAAAUAUGUAUUUAGUAGUGAUUUAAGACGUAUUGAAACUCGGCAAAAUAAAUAUAUAGAUUUAUUAUUAACAGAAUGUUUUUUCGGCAAUAUGUCUGGCAAAUUUUUUAUUUGUCUGCACCGGUUUAGGAAUGCAUUUGCAUUGAGCAAAUAUUCUUGAAAUAAAUAAUAUGCGGUAGCAUUUUUCCGAGAGCCCGGAAAUGGUAAAUAUACAAAUCUGUUUUUUCUAAGCAAUAUUUCUAAAAAGACGGCAUUAGAUAAAAUAAUUUAUAUUUUAUUAAGCAAUAUUUUUUAAUUUAUAUUAUACAGAAAACAGCAAAGACUGUAUAAACGGCAAAAUAAUAUAUUUUUAACAUAUAUUUUGUGACAAGUUGCACUUUUGUGUUCUGAAGUAAUAUUUUUUUAGCAAUAACUUGUGUCACCAUACAUAUAUCAAAUGUAACAAUGGUAACGCAUAUACUAAAAAAAAUAUUUAAUGUAAUACUUAGUUUUGGUGUUAUGGUACAAACAAACAUAUUUGGCAACUCAUAGACAGUUUCUUCAAAUACAAUUUUCAAAAAAGAAAUAGUAUUUUUAACUUCAAAUCCUGAUAAUACAUACAAUAUUCGCGCCAUUUUCAAUUUUCUAUCUGACAGUUUAAAACCACAGACUAAAAUAUAUUUGUCUAUGAUUUAGCGAAUCGGUAACAUUCGUUCGCACUAAGCAUUUUAAUUAGUUCUUCGAUCAAAGGAGAUUUUUAGAUUUGUUUAGUUUUAAGCGAAAUCUUGUUGAAUUUUUGUUUUUUAGGUAUAUUUUUGCUUUCGGCCACCUUCGUUUGAAGGUGCUAGCGUUUAGCAUACAUACUGUUUCCAACUCUGCAAUGAUUGUGUUCAAAUCGUAUUUUUUUUUGUAACGACAGUUAACAAAUUUAAAUCAAAGAUAAAUUAUGGAGAAAAAUUGAAUCAAUUUUGCCUAAUUCAGAAUGUUAGAUAUAGUUAUCGAUUGUACAAAUGUGAAUCCGAAGGAAAACAAUGUAUCAAUGAGAUUAUAUAAGAUUUCAUAGUAUAAAUGAUUAUAAUCUAUUUCAAUAUUGUCUUCAGUAGCUUGGGCGUCCAUAGACUUUGAACUACCUAUAGUUCCUAAGAUAAGUGUAAUUAUAUAAGUCGAGAAUAUUCAUAUAAGUAUGUUUCAAUAAAUACUUGAUAUACAAUUAUAAUUUUCACUGUAUAAUUAAAAAGGAACGUUCAUCUGGUGGAUGCUACGCAUUUUCACCUCGUACACCUAUCUCCGGUUGCUUCCUCAGCCGUUUAGUGUCAAAUCAAAAGGAUCUACACACGUUGGACGAACGAGACGGUAUCGAAGUAACUGUACUUCUGUACGUACUGACGUACUGAUGUACAGUCGGGGACAGAUAUACUUAAUAAGGUAGUCGACCUUUAAUUUUUUAAUUUUCUGUAUAUUUCUCUGCGCCCGGGGCUUCGCUCCCGUGGGAAUUUCGGGAUAAAAAGUACCCUAUGUGUUAUUCCAGGUUGUAUUCUACCCGUGUUCUACCAAAUUUCAUAAUAAUCCGUCCAGUAGAUUUUGCGUGAAAAAAUAACAAAUAUACACGUAUAUCUUUACAGACUUUCGCAUGUUUAAUAUUAGUAGAAUUUGCUUUAGUAAAUUAGGUAGGGGUCAAUAAUUCAGGUAAUUCGCUCUGAUUGGUAGGUACCAAUCAGAGCGAAUUACCUGAAUUAUAAUGACCCCUACCUAAUUUACUAAAGCAAAUCCUACUAAUAUUAAAUGCCAGGUGGUUAUAUAUACAGGAUUACCGGUAUCAAAGGCAAAACCUCCUAAAGACUACUUGAGUCAUACAUCAAAACAAGCAACUUUUAAUCUAAGACUUUUCGUGAUUCGUAGAUUUUUUUCAUAUUAAAAAAAAAACAAUCUAAUUUGCUAUUCUACACAUCUUAACUCUAUGCAAUAGCCAAGCAACACGAGACAGUACAGUAGCGUUAUGUAACGGAAUCGAACAUAGAGUUAACGUUUCAUAGAAACGACAUUAAAACUAAAAAAAGGAAACUUUUUGUAUUUAUUAUGUUUAGACAAAAGUCGUAGAACAAAAGAUGUUAGUCUCUAUGUACCUUUGCGCCUUUGGAAGGUUAUGCGUUAGAUACCAGUAACCCUGUAUAUAGGAUAUCCAUGGCUACUCAAAGAGGAAAUAUGGCCAGUGUGAUGGGAACCUUUAAACAGGGUGGGUACUAUCGAAGGUGUUAUUGUAUAUUUAAAAAAAUAAAAAUAAAGGGGCUUUAGGUGUAUCUGCCCUGACAACACAAAUAAAUUUACUUCGAUUCAUCAAGAUUGUCAUGAGGUUUAUACUACACUUUCAAAGCUGAAUAUUCUGCUCUUUGUAUAUAAAUAAGUUUUAACAUACUGUAUGUGGCCGUCCAAAUCAAAAGGGACUUCAUGGCGGCUUGCGCUUAGGGUCAUUAUUGCCGUUGUUCGAAUACAAAACAACGGCAAUAAUGGCCUAAGUGCCGGACGCCAUAAGGUCCCUUUUGAUUUGGACGGCCACAUAUAAUCGCACUUUGUUCCUGCAUUUUAUUACUACUAUUAAGUAAGCAAAUCUAAUCCAUAUCAAAAUAAGGGGAUAAAAAAUAGUGUAUAAAAUACACAUAUUUUUAUGUAAGUAGAUAAAACUAUAAAUAAUUGUGCAGAAAUAAAGUAAGAAUUUGGAAUUAUUUUCAGAUAAUAUAUUUUAUUGAACAGGAAAAUUGUAUUGUAAUAUCUGAAAAUUUACAUUCACAUAAUUUAUAUCAUUGCUAACUUAGGGUGAGUUGCACCAGUCAAUUUGAUGUCAGCUUAAACAUGCUCAGAAAAACGAAUUCAGAGUGUCAUUUAAACGACAGCGGUGCACAGGUUGAAGUUAAUGUCAAAGCUGACUGGUGCAACCCGCUCUUGUCUAUUUUAGCACCUUCGACUAUUUCUCACACCACUUAAAAUAUUGCUAUAGAAAUGGCAAUAAUCUCACCCAGUUAUUCAUAAAAAUGUUAAGUCAUACUGCUAAAAUAUGUUUUGUCUCUUUCUGUCAAUGUCAAAUAUUGUAAAGUGUGAUAAUGAUAAAACAAAGUUUAACUUUUUUUUUUGAAUAACGUGGCUAAACUUUUGCUACAUUUUGUUGUGCUAAAACCCAAAUGCUUCUCACUAUGGAUUGCCCAAAUGUGCACAAUUAGAUUUCCUCCUUCUAUACAGUUUACUGUAAUUAAGCUAUCAUGUUGUAUGACAACAUUGUAUAAAGUGAAUAAUUCACUUUAUUAGGAGUAACGACAAGUGAUAGAAAACUAAUGUGACUACUAUAUUUAUUGAUAUUGUACAUUUUUGUGUUAAAUAAAUCGAAUAAAAUUGU